This is a messenger RNA of Dictyostelium purpureum, 2610 nucleotides long. RefSeq lists its product as uncharacterized. The coding region runs from base 1 to 2610 and encodes 869 amino acids. The record is from RefSeq and is a predicted model, not a curated record. Lineage: Eukaryota; Evosea; Eumycetozoa; Dictyosteliales; Dictyosteliaceae. The transcript has 4 exons.
AUGAAUUAUGGAUUAUAUGUAAAUAAUGAUUUAGAAAACACUUUAGAAGAUCCUUUUAUUUGUCAAAAUGCUUAUUUUGUAACAAGAAAUAUCCCAUCAAUGGCAAAUGUUAUUUCCAAUGGUAUAUUUUUAUAUUAUUUAACAAGUGAUUUCGAUUUCAACUCUCUCAAAAAUUUAUCAACACACAAUAAUGUAGGAAUGGUACAAUUGACUAGUUUCCCAGGUGUAUCUUAUCCACUAGUUCCGCUAUUGAUAUUGUUGGGUUCAAAAGAUCCAAUUAAUGAAAAUAUAUUUCCUGUUAAUUUUAUUUUAAAUAAGAAACUUAAUAUUAUAAAAACACUAAUUUUAUCUUUGAUAAUUAAUAGAGCAUUUUACAAUACUUAUAAUUUCCAUAUUGAUGGUGAAUUACCAUUUUCAAAACUACCAAAUGGUCUUUUACAAUUUUCAUAUUAUUAUGGUCCAUUAAAAAAACUUCCAAAUUAUAAAAUAUUUGAUAAUACAGAUAUUAUUACGUUAUCUUUUUAUUCUAAUCAAAUAGGUGGUGAUUUACCAAAAUGGGAUGGUUCAAAAAACAAUGUAACAAUCCUAGAGUUAAGCUCAAAUUCAAUAACUGGAACUAUUGAUGAAUCUUAUUGCUCUGUGCAUUUAUUUAUUUUUAAUAAUUCAAUGACAGGUAAAAUUCCAGAAUGUUUUACAUGCCAUUUUAGCGAUCCUUUUAUAAAACUCAACUUUAAACAAAAUUCAUUUGAUAACUACGAUACAAUAGGAACAUGCAAAACUAUUCCAAAAUUAAAAUAUUUAAAUCAAACUUUUUGGAAACUAAACAAAAAAGUAACAGAACCAGUAUUAUCAUUAAUCGGUCAAAAUAUUGGAUAUUGGGUAAGUGAUAUUGAAUCAAAUAUACAAUUUAAUUACAUUUUAAAAGCCAAUUCAAUAUUUAUUGCAUAUGGUUCCUAUACUCCAAAUAGAAUUAUCCACAAUAUAAAAUUCACAAGUACUGGUCAAAAAUUUACAUUAACUCCAGAUCCAUAUCCACCAUUAUUAUCAAAUAUAACAUCAAAUAAUCAUAUUUUAGUAUUCAAAGGUUUAUAUUAUUCAUACGAUAUCACUGAAAUAACAAUUACAAUUGGUGAUAAAUCUUGUGAUGUAACUGAUUCAACAUUCUUUCAAAUCACAUGUACUUUAACAAAAUAUCCAAAUCAACUGAAUAAUGUUCCAGGUACACUCAAAGUAGAUCAAUUACAAACAACAUUCAAUUUAAAUUUAGAUAACAACGAUGGUAACGAAGUAUUCAACAACUAUACAUCAUGUCCAGACAACUGUGAAUCAUAUAAUGGUAAUAUAUGCAACUAUAAUACUGGUAUUUGUGAAUGCCCAAAAGACUGGACCGGUGAAAAUUGUUAUACUCCAAAUCAUUAUGUAUCAUCAAUUACACCAACAUAUGAAGAUGGCGGAUUAGUAACAAUGAAUGGAUGGUUCGGUGAUAUUCAUAAAGAUUUAAAAUUAACAAUCGGAAAUCAAGAAUGCAAAAUAGAUACAAUAUCAUCAAAAACAAUCACAUGCAACAUUGGAGCAGGUACAGGUAAAAAAGAUGUAAUCGUAAAUCAAAAUGGAAUCACAUGGAAAUCAUUCAACUUUUUUGUAUACCAAUCAAAACAACAAACAUGUUUAAACAACUGUAUCGAUACUAACCAUGGUAUUUGUAAUACAUCAAAUGGUAUUUGCGAAUGUAAAUCAGGAUGGACUGGAUUCGAUUGUAGUUCACCUUCAAAUAAUAAUAACAAUGGUAAUACCAACAGUACAGUUAAUCCAGACGGCUCAACAUCAAUAAAUAAUGAUAAAACAACAUACAAUAUAUUAAUCACAUCAUUAUUAGAACUCGAUAUCAACAGUGACACAGUUAAACAAUAUCCACUUCAAAACAAUUGGAAUAUUACAUCAAAUGAUAAAAACGGAUCAAAUGUAACAUUCACACAAAUAUUAAACGAAACUGAAUGUCAAAUCGUAUUAUCAAUUCAAGAAAUAGAAAAUGAUAUUCAAUAUUCAUUUGCAGGUUUAGAAUUCAAAUUAGAUAAAGGAUCAAUUAAAGUAUCAGUAUCAAUUCACAAUUACAACUAUCAAAGUCCACUCAAUACAUUACAAUUACAAAUGAUAUCAAAUGUAUCAGAUACAACAUCGAACGAUUGUAACAGUAAAUCAGCAUCAACAUCAACAUCAAUAUUAGACAAUCAAACAUUAAACUAUAUAUCGAUCAACAAAGACAACAAGAUUCUAUAUGGUAGAUUUAUAAACAGAGCAAUAUCAGAUGGAUACACAACAUUAAUCACCACAUCAUUAGUAUCGAGUCAAAACGAAUCAGUAACCAUUGGUAUUAACAUUCCACAUUGCAGAACAUCAUGCUAUAUCGAUCCUGACUUUUCAGUAUUGAUUAAUUCCAAUUUCAAAUCAAACUGUGACGAAUCCAAAAACCAUACAACUCUGAUUGCAGUUCUUGUAAGCUGUAUUGGUGUAGCUACUAUUAUCAUUUUAACAGGUAUAUUUUAUAAAAAAAGUACCAAAACUAAACUAAUAGUUUUUAAACUUAAAAAAAUAAUUAAAAUAACCAAAUAA